Clupea harengus (Atlantic herring) is the source of this 996-nucleotide messenger RNA. Its product is annotated as GTPase IMAP family member 9-like. The transcript is spliced from 5 exons. NCBI's taxonomy places the organism in Eukaryota, Metazoa, Chordata, Actinopteri, Clupeiformes, Clupeidae. The record is from RefSeq and is a predicted model, not a curated record. The coding region runs from base 1 to 996 and encodes 331 amino acids.
AUGGCUGUGGAUGGUGAGGUGCUUAUAGGAGAGGAGAAUUCCAUCACUGUGGUGGAAUAUGCCGCUGACUUGCACUCCCUCUUCUCUUUCACCUUCCUGAAUGCAUCUCCACUGUCUGCACGUGCUGGUUUGACCUCUGUGCCCUGCACCUCUAGUUCAAAUUCAAGCCAGUCAGCGAAGUCCAAUAAGUUAGGCACAGGCUUCCGUGGGUGGGAACCUCGAAGCAGAAGCAUUACUCCACCUCCCAAAAUGUCUCCUCUAAGGGUUGUGCUGCUGGGUAAAACUGGUUCUGGAAAGAGUGCCUCGGCAAACACCAUCCUGGGGAGGAAAGAUGCUUUUAAAGAGGAGUUAUCAUUUGAAUCUGUGACUGAAACCUGCAGUAAUCAACAUACUGAAGUGGCUGGUAGAAAAAUUACAGUGAUUGACACACCAGGAUUGUUUGAUACAAAAAAGCCUUUUGAAAAGCUGAAGGGUGACCUGGAGAAGUGUGUUGAGAUGUCUGUCCCUGGGCCUCAUGCCUUCCUGCUGGUAAUCCGAUUAGAUGUGAGGUUCACAGAGGAGGAGAAGAAUGCUGUGAAGUGGAUCCAGGAGAACUUUGGUGAGGGGGCGCUGAAGUACACUAUAGUGCUAUUCACUCAUGGGGAUGUGCUGAAGGGGAAACCAGUGGAGGAUUUUCUGUGCAAAAGUCCUGAACUUUCAUCUAUUAUUGAAGAUUGUGGGAGUAGAUAUCUUGUCUUCAACAAUCAGAGUAAAGACAGCACUCAGCAGGUCAGAGAGCUAAAGGAGAAAAUUGAGGCCAUGGUGAAGAAGAACGGGGGAGAAAACUACACCAGUGAGAUGUACAAGGAGGCACAGAAAAGAAUAACAGAAGAGGAGAUGAGACUGAAGCGGGAGGAAGAGAGAAAAAGAGAAGAAGAAGUAGACAGGGAGAUGCUGCUGCUGCUACAGCUCACCCCCUCCAAAGCAGUCCCAGCCAAAGGUCUGCGCUCUGUAUAA